Molecule: messenger RNA, 393 nt
Organism: Phyllotreta striolata
Lineage: Eukaryota; Metazoa; Arthropoda; Insecta; Coleoptera; Chrysomelidae
Source: the annotation of a GenBank genome assembly
AUGUUUUUGCAGAUAUUAAGUUUGCUGGGCACCGGCAUUUUGUGGGGAACAACAAAUCCGCUAAUAAAGAAAAACUCCAAAGAUAUCCUGAAAGUAAAGGGUAAUUCUAGAAUAGCUCAAUUCGCUUUAGAAAUAAAAUAUCUAGCUACUAAUUUGCAGUAUUUAUUUCCUAUGUUAAUCAAUCAAUUAGGAUCGGUAUUGUAUUAUUUAACCCUAACUAAUGCCGAUAUAACAUUGGCAGUGCCUGUAGCAAAUUCCUUAGCAUUCGUAUUCACAGCGAUAUCCGGUUGGUUUAUCGAGAAAGAAUUUCCCAAAAUAAGAUCAAUUUUGGGAGCAGUAUUAGUUAUAUCAGGUACAGUACUUUGUUGUAUAGGAAAAUACGAGUACGAAUAA